AGUCGAGUCGAGGCGAGGCGCGCGAUCGCCGGCGCCCGCCAGUCGUGUUCCGAACGCCGCGAGCUUACCGCGUCCCACUCGCGUUGUACCCUGACUCGCGAUCACAACUUUGUGCACUGGAAACUUUUCAAAGCAAUUUCGGCCGGAUCUGAUUGUUGCGCGUCACUGUUGCUCCACGUUUCCAGUGGAAUCGUUAAGUCCGCCAGGCUGGAGACUGUACGUGAACUGUCGCGCGUUUCCAACACUGCGUUCGAUCUAUUUUUGAAUAUUCUCUAAACGCCUCUCCGAGAAGUUUUCGAAACGCAGUCCGUCAAGUCGGGUUAACGGCCUCGUGUAUGCAACGCCUGCAUCACAUCUCUUGUGUUUUUGUUGACGGAUAACAUUUUGUGCAGUUGGUUAACUUCGACCGUUCAAUCCGAGGAACGUUAUCUUUACGUUAACGCGGACUCAUGUAGUCUCGGACGGUGAUGGCUACGGGUGACUUUCGAUUAGUGGUCUCUGUCUCUGUGAAUUGUGUCAGUGAGUGAUUGGCGUGCUUGUGGUGUCAUAGCCAGUGUGUCGCUAGUGUUGGAAGUGGUGCCAGUGAUGUGACGGUACAUGGAAGUGUCAGGUUGUUCUCGGAAUGUUCACGAAGCACGGCAAAGCCGCUGAGCGGUGCCUCCAUCCUCACUCGCAUAGGGGGCGCAAGAAGAAAAAGGCGGCGCAGCAUACGCCCUGGAAGUACUUGAUGAAUUGCCCACUCGUUAGGAAAUGUUUUGGCCUACAGUUGCGGAGUAUAGAGGAGCCGGCGGGCGGCGCGGGCGCCGGUAUGCCCGCGCCCGCCUGCUACGACGCAGAAUGCGCGCGCACCGAGGCUUGGCUAGACGAGAACCAAGAGUUCGUGCACGACUACUUUCUAAGAAAGGCGACGCGGCAGGUGGUGGACGCAUGGCUGGUGUCGCACGCAACUCCACCCAGCGCCGAGCUAGCGUCGCCAUCGCGUGCAGGCUCCGGCUCCGGAGCAACCACACCUGUCAGGAAGAUCUCAGCUCACGAGUUCGAGCGGGGCGGACUCCUGAAGCCGUUGGUGACGACGGUGGAUGGUACACCCACCUUCCUCGGCGACCAGCCACCUCACGCGACGCCGUCACGGCCACAGCGGCGGUCCAGGCACGAGCUGCGACAGUUAGACGAAAAGGAGCUUAUAUUUGAAUUAGUGAAAGACAUAUGCAACGAGUUGGAAGUUAGAGUACUAUGCCACAAGAUACUACAGAACGUGUCGAUACUUCUAGACGCAGAUAGAGGAUCCCUUUUCCUCGUGCAAGGUGAAAGGGCCGCCUCACCUCAUCCUCAAAAUGGCAGAUGCUUGGUGUCAAAACUAUUCGACGUCUGCUCCAAAUCUACUCCAGAGCAAAUGGAACACUUAGAAGAGAUCAGGAUACCCUGGGGCAGUGGAAUCGUCGGUUACGUGGCUGAAAGUGGAGAACCGGUUAACAUCCCCGACGCCUAUAAAGAUGAGCGGUUUAACCACGACAUUGACCAACAAACGGGUUACAAAACGAGGUCGCUCCUAUGCAUGCCAAUUAAGGACAUCAACGGAGAGGUCAUCGGCGUCGCUCAGGUGAUAAACAAGCAGAACGACGGACCGUUCACCGCCAACGACGAGAAGGUGUUCGCCUCCUAUCUCCAGUUCUGCGGGAUCGGUCUGCGGAACGCCCAGCUGUACGAACGCUCCCAGUUGGAGGUGAAGAGGAACCAGGUGUUGCUGGACCUGGCGAGGAUGGUGUUCGAGGAGCAGAGUACAAUAGAACACAUGGUGCUCAGGAUACUCACGCACACUCAGAGCCUCAUCUGCUGUCAGCGAGUACAGGUGCUUCUGGUUCACGAAGCUUCAAAAGGUAGCUUUUCCCGGGUUUUCGACCUGGAGGCAGGGGACGAGGCGGAGCCGGGCACACCUAGAACGUCACCCUACGAGAGUCGGUUCCCUAUCAACAUCGGUAUUACGGGAUAUGUAGCCACAACAGGCGAGACAGUAAACAUUGCCGACGCUUAUUUGGAUCCACGGUUCGAUCCCUCGGUGGACGAAGGCACGGGAUUCAAACACAACACUAUACUCUGCAUGGCCAUCAAGAAUUCGGAGGGAAGGAUCAUUGGAGUUAUUCAGUUGGUGAACAAAUUCGAUGAGCUGCUGUUCACAAAGAAUGAUGAAAAUUUCGUGGAGGCGUUUGCUAUCUUCUGCGGGAUGGGUAUUCACAACACACACAUGUACGAGAAAGCCAUAACGGCAAUGGCGAAGCAAAGCGUCACAUUAGAUGUUUUAAGUUAUCAUGCUUCUGCAUCGAUAGACGACGCCCAAAGACUAAGGACGCUAAGGAUACCAUCGUCGGCGCACUUCAGCUUACACGAGUUGGAUUUCGAUGACAUAGAAAUGUCUGACGACGAGACUCUCACCGCCUGCUUACGAAUGUUCCUUGACCUGGACUUUGUGGAACGAUUCCACAUAGACUACAGCGUGCUGUGCCGAUGGCUGCUCAGCGUAAAGAAGAACUAUAGGAACGUCACGUACCACAACUGGAGGCACGCUUUCAACGUGGCGCAAAUGAUGUUCGCGAUAUUAACGGAAACCCAGUGGUGGAAGAUAUUCGGCGAGCUGGAGUGCCUGGCAUUGAUCAUCGGCUGCCUGUGCCACGAUCUCGAUCACCGGGGGACCAACAACUCUUUCCAGAUCAAGGCGUCAUCACCGCUCGCGCAGCUUUACUCCACUUCGACGAUGGAACACCACCACUUCGACCAGUGCCUGAUGAUCCUCAAUUCGCCCGGCAACCAGAUCUUAGCAAACCUCUCUUCAGACGACUACGAGAGAGUGGUCAAAGUGUUGGAAGAUGCAAUACUCUCCACAGAUCUGGCUGUUUAUUUCAGCAAACGGAAACCCUUCAUAGAAUUGGUGAGCAGAGAACGCGCCGUUUCUACCGCAUGGGGCGAAUGCGAGGAACGACGCGCCUUACUGCGCGCCAUGCUGAUGACGGCGUGCGACCUCGCCGCCAUCACCAAGCCGUGGCCCGUCGAGCGCCGCGUAGCCGCGCUCGUCGCCGGCGAGUUCUUCAGGCAGGGCGACCUCGAGCGCCAGAACCUGAACCUGACUCCUAUAGAUAUAAUGAACAGAGACAAAGAAGAUGAACUCCCUGCUAUGCAAGUCAAAUUCAUAGAUACGAUAUGCCUUCCAAUUUAUGAGGCAUUCGCAGUAUUGUCAUCAGCAUUACAACCAAUGCUAGAUAGAGUGAAGAGCAAUCGUGCGCAUUGGAUCGAUUUGGCCGACAACGACAAGAGCACCAACGAGAAAAUCGAAUACGGCCUAGACAAAAACCAUAUACAAGAGAGGACAGACAAGUCCAGUAUAAGUUCUCAAAACGUCGACGACACAGAGAACACAUAUGAGGGAGAUAGCAGUGGUGCCGUCAGCCUCUCUUCAGAAACUAACUCCAAAUACGACAAUCUUGAGAAUCCAGUCGUAGGACUUCUCUCUAACAACGUUCUCACGUUGCCUCGAGACCCCAAGUUCUGUCAGAUGAACGACUUAAACUAAACGCUCCUUAGUGCAUGCGAACUAUUGUGAUAUAGUGAAAAGGACAAAAAACGUCCCAAACCUUAUUUCGAAGACCAAUAGAAGCCGAAUUAUUUUGGUUUUAUAGCUAGUAUCUUAACAGUAUCUUCGUCACUGUUCUACUACGCAAGUGAAACUUUUAUAAAAGCAUUUUAGUAAUGAAUUUAUUUCUUAGUUGUAUAAGGAUGCCGUUACGUACCUACGUGUUAGUUAGUAACGAGGAAUCUUUUGUUAUUUUAGUUUCCGAGACUGUACUCUGCCCGCCAUAUUGUUUCAUAAUUUUUGUUCCUAUUGGUCCGUUUGAAAUCGAGGUCGGUUACGGUGUAUGAACGGUUUACGUGCGUUGCAAAACUGAGAGCUGUGUGAUAUUCGUGUAGUAAUUUUAUGAUUUAGUCGAAUUUCAAAUUCACCUUACGCAAGGCGUGUAUUCGGUAAGUUGUUUGGAUUCUCGCACUAUUUUUGUACACAUUAUUUUAGCUUUACAUUAUAUAAGUAGGUACCCUACUUGUAAGUUUAUAUAGUUUGUAUUAGAUGUUUUGAUUUACCUCAUUGUGUCUAUUCCUACGUAUCACAUGAAGUAAUUCGUGUUUGUUAGUUUUCUUGUAUCAUUUACGAUACGAUGUAUGUUUUAAUUUGUAAUUGAUGAAUAAUUUUCGAAAAUUAUAUCUUUAUAUUAGAAAAAGUGCAAGGCCUAACUGUCGUGUCUAACUUAGUUUUAUUGAAAUAAAUGACCAAAAUACCAAAAAUUUUGAAUAGUUAUUUGUGCUAAAUUGUUAAUUUUGUCUUAUCAUUAUGACGGAAAUAUAAUUAUACAUUCAAGCUUCGAGUAUUAUGAUGUAUGAUAAACGAAAUGAAUUGACAUUAAUUACUUUAAUAAAAAAUAUAUUGAGUAGUGUGUUAAUGAAUGUCAGUGGAGCACCAUAAUAUAAUAUUGAAUAUUAUGGCAUUGCAUAUCGAGAAAUUAAUAAUAAGCGUACAUACUUACUCGUAGUAUGUAUUUAUGAUUAGUAGCUUUUGAAGAGUAUAGGCACACAUCUAAAAACUAUAAAAGGAAAAUCGAAAAAGUAUUUGAUUUGAACUUCGUUUUGGUUCUUAUCUAUACGUAUAGGUUUUGCCAACAUUUAUCAAGGUAAACAAUUAUAAACGUGUGGUCCUAUACUCUUAUCAAUUUAAAUCGCACAAUAUUGUGUAAAUAAAAAAAUAAAUUAUUAAAAAAAAAAUUGUAAUUAUUUGGUAAGUACUUAUUAUGAAUUCGGGUUCAGAGACAUUGACUAUGAUGAUUAUGGAUUUUUAUUAAUUUUAGUCUCAUAAGGAACUUCCGCCUCGCAGUUAUUACUUUACAACUGACAGUUAUGGCAAAUUAGAUCCAUUCCAAUUAGAUUCUAUAAACAGUAAACGUGUUUGUGACGUCCGUUUGUUUACAUUAAAAAAAUAAAUCGUGUCAAUUAAUCACUACAAACACAUUUAAUCAUUGAAUUGAUCAUUCGAAUAAACAUAAUACGCUUUUAGAAAUAGCUUUAUUUGUCAUACUUCCAACUAAUCUGUUAUGAAAUGUCUUCUUCAUUUUGUAUCUCUUUAUUAACCUCACUGUAUCUUGUAUUAAUUUUUUAAAUAUUACAUGUUGCAGUUUAGUAAAGUUUGAUACUAAUAUUAAAAAGUUGACAAUUAUCUAAAUGACUAUAAUGCUUAUAAAAUAUUUAAACAUGGCAAUUUGAGUAAUCUCCGUACAAUUAUUUGUAUCUUUAUUAUGAAUAUUUCUACUUUUUAAUCGUUUCUCGAGAUAAUUUCAUUGUAGGUAUGUACGUCAGAUUACCCAAACAGUUAUUUAAUAAUUUCAAAGAAUCUAUACAAGAAUCAAUUUUUCAAUUAAAAGAAAGUUUUGACCAAUUCUACGUAAAAGUAUACAAGAUGUAAUAAUAUUUUCUAAUUGGAAUAAUUCUCUCUAUAAACUUUAGAUAUUUACUUGAAAAUUUUACUUGAAAUCUCAAAUUAAUUGUGGUAAUAAAAUAUGUACAACCUUAAUCAUAAGAUCGCUGUAAGUAUUAUUAGAAAUUAAUUAGAGAAAUAAUUAUUGUAAUUCACUAAAUGAUGUGUGAAUAGAUAUGGAGGUUGUUUUGUUCCAAAC
Molecule: messenger RNA, 5705 nt
Organism: Chilo suppressalis (striped riceborer)
Lineage: Eukaryota; Metazoa; Arthropoda; Insecta; Lepidoptera; Crambidae
Source: the annotation of a GenBank genome assembly